Molecule: messenger RNA, 532 nt
Organism: Prorocentrum cordatum
Lineage: Eukaryota; Dinophyceae; Prorocentrales; Prorocentraceae
Source: the annotation of a GenBank genome assembly
AGGCCCUCGGGCAGGCCCUCGCGCGCGGCGACCCCCUCGCAGACUGGCCCCCCCCCCCCCCUCCGGAGCCAUGGCGCCGCCGCGCGGGGGCCCGCACCGCGGAGGGGCGACGCCGUGGCGCAACACCGCGCUUCGGCUGGCUCGCCUGCCCGGCUGGGGGCGCCCCCUCGACCACGCCGUCCGCGCCGAGCUGAGCCGGGCGUUCAAGACCCAGAUGCCGCACCCCUUCCCGGAGGCGGUCACGAACGUGCUGGCGGAGCUGUCCAGAGAGCGAAGGCCAGACAUCUCCCUUAUCGCGAUCGAUUGGCUCAGGCAGCAGACCAAGUGCAAGGUGAACACCUACCACUUCAACGCGGUCAUCAGCGCCCACGCCAGGGUCACCGAGUGGACGCAGGCCCUGGCGCUGAUGGACGCCAUGGCGGAGGAGGAUGCCGAGUGUGACUCCACCACCUUCAACACGGCGAUGGCCGCGUGCGACCGAGGCGGCAAGUGGGAGCUCGCGCUGCGCCUGCUGCGGCGCAUGGCGGAGGCG